Molecule: messenger RNA, 3298 nt
Organism: Drosophila guanche
Lineage: Eukaryota; Metazoa; Arthropoda; Insecta; Diptera; Drosophilidae
Gene: Tm1
Product: tropomyosin-2
Exons: 9
Coding region: 70-3111 (1013 amino acids)
Biological process (GO): actin filament organization; muscle contraction
Cellular component (GO): actin filament
Molecular function (GO): actin filament binding
Source: RefSeq, a predicted model, not a curated record
CCUAAAACCUCACGCAUCAAAUCACACAAACAACAAACUGUAGCAAAAAAGCCGGCGCACAUAAUUAAUAUGUACGAGAAAACAUUAACAAUAGGAAAUGCAAAAGUUAAUAAUGCAUAUGAGUGGCAAAAAGUGAGUUACAACAAAAGCACAACAACGGCAGCCAAACCAAAGCAAAACAAUCCCAAAGCAAGCAAAAGCAGCAGUGCAAAAACUGCAACCAAAGCAAAUGCAACUACAAAAAUAGCAGCAACUGCAACAACAACACCCAAAGAGACGGCCACCGUUAAACCCUCAACGCAGCAGUCAACACAAAAUCAAAAGUACAAAUACUUUGGCAGCGCGGCGCGCCGGCUGGCCCAUCAAAUAAAGCGGGCGCAUCGGCAUUUACUGACCAGCGGCGGCAACGACAAACAACCACAACAAAAGCCUGUUGCACCAAAAAUAAAUCGCAGCGCAGGAAGACGGACACAAGCAACAAAAACAACAACAACAACACCAGCUGCAAAACAGCAGAAACAGCAGCCGCGUAACAAACGCGCAUCCAACAAACAAUUAUUAAGCAAAAGUGAUAAACCAAAAUCAAAAACACCAGGCAAACACCAGCGUCAGCUUGGCAGCAGCAGCAGCCGCAGAAACAGUCGCAGUGACGGGGCACUAUCGGGGCAGUCUUCGCGUUGGUGCUCCAUCGAGGCGCAGCUGAAUGUGCUGGACGAUCUGCUGUACUACUGCGAUGAGGAGGCCGAAUUGUAUUUAGCCCAGCUCUACGAAAGGUACCAGCAGCAGCGCACCUGCGAUCAGAGCUCCAACAGUGAGUACGAGUCCGGAUCAACGGACUUCUGGAGCGACGUCUCCGCCUCCGACACUGACGACAACAUGUCGCACAACAACAGUGCCGACGACGAUGGCCUGUCCAGCACCAGCGGGACAGGCAGCAACAGCACCCACAGCCUCUCCUCACCCCUGGUGCCAGCCGCCCUGAAGCGGCGUGGCCAUCAGCAUCAUCCCCGCUUCUCGGGCACACGUCGGCCCAAUGUGCCCAAUGUCCAGGAGAUACUGGCCGCUCUCUAUCGCGGCGACUCCAAGGGUGUGCUCUCCAAUCUGCGUGGUGAGGUUCAGCCAGAGCCGGAGCCCGACAAUGAGACACCGGUGGAAGAGCCGUCCACUCCGAUUAGCCGCAGCACCCUAAGUCUUCCACUCACCGAUUCGGUGACCACUUCCCUGGGCAGCAACAGUCCCACGCCCACGGACGAGAGCAGCGUGCAAGAUGACAGUGCGGCCACACCCACGGCCGGCACUGCGACAGCAACAAAAGCGCCUUCAGCCCUGCCUGUGCCACCCAACGGCAAGGAGGGCAAGACGUCCAGUGGCAAGAAAAAGAAGCGGGACAAAGGCGAAAAGUCCGAGAAGCGUGAUAGAGGCGACAAGGCAGAGAAGAGUGAAAAAGGUGAAAAGUCGGAGCGGAAGAAGAAAUCCUCCUCGUCGUCGUCGUCGGGCAAGCGAGAGCGCAGCAAGCGUCAUGGCACGAGUACGAUGGAGGCCAGCAGUGAUAGCCUGGCCACCGAUAUCAGUGCCGGGGCCAUAGACGAGGGCAUAGCACUGGGCGACGACGACGACACCCAGUCUGCGGAGUGGUCCAAAUUGCGAUGCACCAGCGAGGCGGCCGAGAUUGUGGCCGAGCGAGAGGCACGCCGCAACAAGGGACGGUGUGCGGACUAUCCGGGCCUGGCCUUUGGACGCUCCAUCUUCAGCUCGGACACCAUGAUGAAGUUCAAUAUCAUCCGGAACGAGCUGCACAACAUCAUGAAUACACAACUUAAAAGGGCCGAAUCUGAGGUUGCUGCUCUGAACCGUCGCAUUCAGUUGCUCGAAGAAGACUUGGAGCGCUCUGAGGAGCGUCUGGGCUCCGCCACAGCCAAGCUGUCGGAAGCCUCUCAGGCCGCUGAUGAGAGCGAACGGAUACGAAAAGCGCUUGAGAAUCGCACAAAUAUGGAAGAUGACAAAGUGGCUCUCUUGGAGAACCAAUUAGCACAAGCAAAAUUAAUUGCAGAAGAAGCCGAUAAGAAAUACGAAGAGGUUGCCAGAAAACUUGUACUCAUGGAACAGGAUCUGGAGCGUUCCGAGGAAAAAGUUGAGCUCAGCGAAAGCAAAAUUGUGGAGCUUGAGGAGGAGCUGCGCGUGGUUGGCAACAACCUGAAGUCCCUGGAAGUGUCUGAGGAGAAGGCCACACAAAAAGAGGAGACCUUUGAAACGCAAAUCAAGGUCUUGGAUCAUUCUCUGAAAGAGGCUGAGGCUCGCGCUGAGUUCGCUGAACGUUCCGUUCAGAAAUUGCAGAAGGAAGUCGACAGGCUCGAAGAUGAAAUGAUCGUUGAGAAGGAACGCUACUGUCUGAUCAACGACAGCCUCGAUGAAGCGUUCGUGGAUGUGAUUGUGGGCCUGGAGCCCUUCUGGAACCCGCGUAACCCCAAGCCGCCCACGCCCGAGCUCACCGAGGAGGAUCUGGCUCGCAUUGCGGAAGCAAAGGCCAAGGCCGAGGCCGAAGCGGCGGCCGUAGCAGCGGCCAAGCAGGAAGCCGCUGAUGCUCUGGCCGCAGCAUUGGCUGCGGGUGUUGAUCCUGCCACCUUGGAUCCGGCCCUUGUCGAGGCUGCAGCGGAGGCGCCUGUGCCGGUCAAGUUGCCUACACCACCACCCAAGGAGCCCACUCCUCCACCACCACCACCACCGCCAUUCGAGUACUCGAUCGAUUUGCCCCCAGAGGGUGCCGAGGUGCCGUAUGUCAAGAACUACGAGGGGCCACCACCGGGAUCGGAGCCAGAGCCCGUUCCAGCUGCCGAGGGAGAGGCUGCUGCUGCCGCCCCAGCGGCCGAAGGUGGAGCACCUGCCGCGCCGGCUGAGGGCGCAGCACCACCAGCCGAAGGAGCGGCACCACCUGCCGAGGGAGCAGCACCUCCCGCUGAGGGAGCUGCUCCUCCAGCUGAGGGUGCUCCUGCUGCUGAGGCUGCUCCUGCAGCGGAGGCUGCUCCCGCUGCUGAGGCUGCUCCAGCUGCUGAGGCCGCACCAGCCGAAGCUGCUCCCGCCGAGGCUGCUCCCGCCGAAGCGCCACCAGCCUAAGCCGACCAUUGCCCCGAUGCUUGUCCUCAAGAGAAUCUGCUGCGUACAACUCAAAGACACAACAACCUGCUACAAAAUGCUGCCCUGCUUUUAUACACUUAAUUUUGAGCACGUUUUUGAGACAUUUUUAAUUGAAAAUCCGAUUUAUAAUUAAAAAUUUCAUUUCAUCGAAGCAUUGCAAAAACCA